Molecule: messenger RNA, 903 nt
Organism: Notolabrus celidotus (New Zealand spotty)
Lineage: Eukaryota; Metazoa; Chordata; Actinopteri; Labriformes; Labridae
Gene: crygmxl2
Product: crystallin, gamma MX, like 2
Exons: 2
Coding region: 253-828 (191 amino acids)
Biological process (GO): visual perception; lens development in camera-type eye
Molecular function (GO): structural constituent of eye lens
Source: RefSeq, a predicted model, not a curated record
CCCUAAAGUUGACAGUGCCUUCAGAUUGGAAACACUGUUGUUCUUCAAGUAAAGUCGACUGAAACAAAUGUUUCAAUUGCCUUGAUUGAUGUAAAGAAGUGGAGUUUCCCUGAUUUUCAUCUUUCAAGCAAUGGAAAUUAUAUACAAGUGUGCAGAAGACUGGAGAACCUUGGAUCAAUGACAAAGAAAUUGAGUUUGUUCAAGGGAGAGCAGUGUCCCCUACAGUCCAUUCAAGAGUAUUGCAAUUCAUAAAUGUAUAUACAAGACAUUAACCUGAGUAAUACAUAUCUCUCUGUCCCUCUCAAGAUUAUCUUCUACGAAGGCCGCAACUUCCAGGGCCGCCACUGGGAGUGCAGCAGUGACUGCAUGGACACCUUCAGGCACUUUCAGUGCUGCAACUCCAUCCGGGUCAGUGGUGGUCACUGGGUGGCCUAUGAGAAGCCUCACUACAUGGGCUACCAGUACAUCCUUGGCCCUGGCGAGUACACCGACUACAACACCUGGAUGGGCUUCAACAACUGUGUGCGCUCCUGCCAGAUGUUCUCCCCCUAUAGAGGAUCCUACAGGAUGAGGAUCUACAACAGGCCUGACAUGGUGGGAAACACAAUGGAGUUCAUGGAAGACUGCCCCAAUGUGUCUGACCGUUUCGGCUUCCGUGACAUUUACUCCUGCAACGUCAUGGAGGGUUUCUGGAUCUUCUACGAGCACCCUCACUUCAGGGGACGCCAGUACUUCCUGCGCCCUGGAGAGUACAGGGCCUGUGGUGACUGGGGCUGCCACAACCCCAUGGUUGGCUCAUUCAGGAGGAUGAGGACUUUCACUCUGUAAACUCCACUUAUGCGCAUCUUAAAUAAACAUUAAAUAUUUGAUUUUCAAAUAAAAAUGUUUUUCUUGUGUGCUUAU